This is a messenger RNA of Gongylonema pulchrum, 261 nucleotides long. The record is from the annotation of a GenBank genome assembly. Lineage: Eukaryota; Metazoa; Nematoda; Chromadorea; Rhabditida; Gongylonematidae.
AUGCUUCAAAACCAUUUGGAUCAAUGUAUCGUAACGGUACGAGCAAAAAGUCCAGAUGGGCAUUUGGAGGCGUUAACGGAAGAGAGCGACGAAGACACGGACACAGUGUAUAGCCAGGAGCCGACUCAAAACGCAGAUUCGAAGCGACUCUCAGCAGCACUAACUUCCAGUACACUGACAUCCUCUACCGAAGCGCCUUUCGAGUUUCCCAUCGAAACGAGUUGGAAACCGCAACAUAAAGUACAUUUUAAGGAGUGUUAG